This is a messenger RNA of Juglans microcarpa x Juglans regia, 2237 nucleotides long. RefSeq lists its product as uncharacterized. The transcript has 6 exons. The record is from RefSeq and is a predicted model, not a curated record. Lineage: Eukaryota; Viridiplantae; Streptophyta; Magnoliopsida; Fagales; Juglandaceae. Bases 246 to 2039 code for a protein of 597 amino acids.
UAACUGACUGAACUAGACUUCGCCUUUCUCCUCCCUCGCGCUGUCUCAGUUUCUCAUUGAAACUGAAACUCAUUCUAGGUUUUAGGGAUUUAGAAAGAUUUUAGGGUUCACGGUUUAGAUUCGAUUGUCUUAGCAAAUUUUUUCAAUUCAAAUUAUUUCCCCUCAAUAGGAAAUUUUUUGGGAGAUUUCCGCGCUAAUUUUCUCUACCCAUAACAUGCCAUUGCUGUACUACAAAAAGAAGAAGAAUGAUUGAGAAAACCAAGAAACUCAUGAAGGGAUCCUUAAGCGAAGAAGACAUCUCCACUCUCCUACAAAGGUAUACGGCGACGACAGUGCUGGCGUUGCUUCAGGAAGUGGCGCAUUGUCCUGACGUUAAGAUCGAUUGGAACGCCUUGGUGAAGAAUACAUCAACUGGAAUUUCUGAUGCUCGGGAGUAUCAGAUUCUAUGGCGCCAUUUAGCCUAUCGCCACGCUUUGCUCGGUAAAUUGGAAUAUGGAGCACAUCCUCUGGAUGAUGAUAGUGAUUUAGAGUAUGAAGUUGAAGCUUUUCCUACUGUUAGCAGUAAUGCUUCGACAGAGGCUGCAGCAAGUGUAAAGGUAUUAAUUGCCUCUGGUUUACCAAGUGAGUGUAGUCUCCCAGCCAGCUCAAUAGUUGAGGCUCCAUUAACUAUAAAUAUACCUAAUGGUUGGUCAUCCAGAGUUCCUUCAGAAAACUCAGAAGCCACUUGCUCAAUGCAAGGGACGAACAUUACUAUUCCUGUUUCUCUUCAGAAAAUGCCCCUUCCUGCAGCUACACCUGUAGAAGGAUUGGAUGCAAAUGGAUCAGCAAGUAGCAUGCCUCCUCGAAGGAAAAGAAAACCUUGGUCAGAGGCAGAGGAUAUGGAACUGAUUGCUGCUGUGCAAAAAUGUGGUGAAGGAAAUUGGGCAAAUAUUUUAAGAGGAGACUUCAAGGGUGAUAGGACUGCUACACAGCUAUCUCAGAGGUGGGCAAUUAUUAGGAAGAGACGUGACAACUUGAAUGUGGGGCCUAACUCCACUCGCUCACAACUUUCUGAAGAAUGGCGGGCAGCUCAUCAUGCAAUGUCCUUAGCCCUCGAUAUGCCUAUUAGAAACUUACCAGUAGCACGCCCUGCUGGCAUGAAUACAACCAGCAACUCUGUGCUUCCUCCUGCCGCUCUUCCCAGCGGUGUUUUACAAGUCCAAGACCAGCCUUAUGAAUGCUUCGAUGCUACAAAAUCCUCUGCCAUUGGGUCAUUGGGUUCCAUAUCAAAAUCUCAAUCCUCCAUAAAACCUAAAACAAGGCCUACUCUUGGUUCAGAUUCUGCGUUGAGAGCAACUGCAGUUGCUGCUGGGGCCCGCAUUGCUUCUCCAUCAGAUGCUGCGUCAUUUAUUAAGGCUACUCAGGCAAAGAGUGCUGUCCAUCUCAAACCCACAGAUGGUUCUUCAACCAAAUUGUCUAUGCCUGGUGGUGUGUCAACACAGUCAGAUACUCAAACUAAUGUCCGCUAUAUUUGUCCUGGACUUGAAGCCAAACCUUGUUCCUCCUAUAAUGCUGGCAAUGUCACAAAUACUGCUGUACAUACUGGUUCAGUAAAAGCUGUCUUGCCAACAGUUCAGCAUGCUUCAUCUUCUUUUGCCAUAGCAUCGAAUUUGUCAUCUGAGCAGGCUAAUGCUGUUAGCUCUACUCUGCCCUCUGAAUUCCUGCCAAAGCAAGAGGUUAUGACUGCAGAGGAGAUCAAAGUUUCCAAGUCAGGUUAUGCACUCAAAGAAGUCGUGCAAGAUGGAGCUCGUGCCUCACAACAUGCACAGAAAGAGCAAGUUAAGGAUGAAGCCCUUUCAGCGGACUUGAAGACACAUUUCAAAAAGCAAAUGGCUGAUGUUAAAAAUUCUGUUAGUUCUUUGAACAUGAAGACAGCUGAAAGUGACAACCAGGGCGAAGCUAGGCAAAACGUACAUGAUCAUUUGAUGACCGGUUCACCAGUUAGAGGUAACAAUCAAUCUGCACUCGAGGAGAACUGUGAGAAUCAAGGUGCACACUAGAUACAGUUAGAUUCGGCAACAAUAAUAGCAGAUGGAUGCAGUGAAAAGUCAAGGGUUUUAUGCAAAAAUGAGGCUGGCAAUGAGAUUGAGGGGAGAAGAACGUUAAUUAAUCUGUGAAAUUGUAAAUUUAAUGAAAACUUAUCAAUGGUAUACUUUUUUUUUUUAAUUUUUUCAGAGAUGAUGGUAUCGCCUUGGAGG